GUCACAGGCGCGGCGCGGCCCUUGCCCCGCCCUCGCGCAGGCGCGGCUCGGCCAUGUCCGCCGUGGAGCGGCGCUUGGCCCUGUUCCGGGCCGCCCGCGGCAGCGCCGCCGCCGUCCAUCUGCGCCCCGCGGAGCCCCCGGGAAAGGCCGCUGCUCCGGAGCCCGCUGAGAGCCCGGAUGGCGGCGGGCAGGCCCGUCCCGGAGGGGCGCGGGCGCCGGCGCCGCUGUGGGCGCGGCCGCUGCUGCUGAAGGUGCUGCUGUGGGCCGUGCUGCUGGCGCUGUUCGCCGAGCUGGAGCUGGGGCUGCCCUUCUUCGUCCUGUCCCUCAUCUACUGGAUGUACGCCGGCACCCGCGGCCCCGCCGAGCGGCGGCAGGGCGAGCUGAGCGCCUACUCCGUGUUCAACCCCGGCUGCGCCGCCAUCGCCGGGACGCUGACGGCCGAGCAGCUGGAGCGGGAGCUGCAUUACCGGCCCGCAGCCGGGAGGAGGCCGGUGUUUGACUGCACCUUUAGUAGAGUGCCCCGCUGCUUUUCUUCCCGGCUCUGUCUAGAACCAAGACAAGGCACGAGGCAGUACAAGUGAAGCCAGCUGCUGCUUCUGGUCACUCUCGUGUUUCAUACAGUACACCAAACUUCUUCGGUGCAGGUUUCCUGUUCGCUUCAUUUCACAGCAUUUACCGUCUGCAGCGUGAGGCGAAAAUAUCCGUUAUUAUUCCUGACAGGUGACACGUGUGGUUUUAACCAUCAGUUUGGAAAAAUAACUUAGCGUCAUUAUGCAGCAAAUGUAGAACUGCAAGAAGCUCUUAGCAGAGGACUUGUCCUGUGGCUGGACUCGGUCCUUUUUUACCACCAGACAGCUGGUGAUGCCUCUCACCAUCUUCCCACCUACUGCCAGGUGCACUUUUGUUCAUGAACCACUUUUUUUUUUUUUUUUAUGAUCCACUGGUGUUUCUAAUAUAUAAAUGAUUGUAGGAAAAGAAACCACUGAUAUUAAGUUGUGGUGAAGAGCAGCUGGUUGAGUUUACACCCAUCUUGUUAAGAACAAAAAUCACAAUCUUGAUCUUUCAAAUCCUGCUUCAUUAGGCCUUUUCUGCUUUAGCAGUGAUUUAUAGUUACCACAGGUUCCAUCCUUUGUUGGAUAAACAAAAGGAAGCUUUAACUGGACUGGAGAGAAUAACAGGUUAGAGCACAAGUCAUACGUUGUAAUGCUGCUAAGCAUCUUUCAGUAUCUCUCUGCAGCACCGUCUUAGCUUCUAGUAUUGCUCUGUUGUAUAAAUUCUGUAUGUUACAUAAAGCCAACCACAGAGUUUCUUUCACAUCUUUCACCAUUCUCUGGCUGAUAUGUAGAAAACAGCAGAGUUCUCGCUUUUUUUUUUUUUUUUUUUUUUACUGAUUUUGCCUAACUCUAUAUGGAUAAUAUGCUCCAUUUUGUUUUUCAUUUAACGAAGCCUCUGCAGGUUCAGAGCACUUUGUAGUGGACACAGAGGUACAGAUAUUAAUCUUUCUUCCAUGGAAGAAUCAUGAAUUAGGAGUCUCCACAAUCUUAGGAAGUGUUCUGCUAAUGAUGGAGUAACAAACAGUUGUCUGAUAUUUUAGGGAAAGGUAAGUACACUAGUAAGUGAGAGCAUUUCGUGAGUGAGUUGAAAGUUUAUUCACAGGGAACAAAAUAAACAUGUUUAUGGGGAGCUGAUAAUUUGACAUCUUUCACAGAUCCUGUGGGUGUUUUUUAGAACAAGGAAAGACAUGCAAAUAAAUAUUAAGGUAACAUCCAUGAAAUGACAACUUUAUAGCAGCAAUGAUGGAAAUAAAGGCUUAAUUUGCUUUAAACUCUAGUUACAUAAUAUCGGGGUGAAUUUGUAGACUGUUCUAUUUAAUACUUUAUGAAACGAGUUACUACGCUAAAUGAGAAUGAAGCUGAAAGGCACAAGAAAUAAAAAUUCAUGCAGUUCA
Messenger RNA from Numida meleagris (helmeted guineafowl), 1948 nucleotides. RefSeq names its product SAYSVFN motif domain containing 1 (gene SAYSD1). The transcript has 3 exons. NCBI's taxonomy places the organism in Eukaryota, Metazoa, Chordata, Aves, Galliformes, Numididae. The record is from RefSeq and is a predicted model, not a curated record. Bases 54 to 581 code for a protein of 175 amino acids.